Molecule: messenger RNA, 1410 nt
Organism: Diospyros lotus (date-plum)
Lineage: Eukaryota; Viridiplantae; Streptophyta; Magnoliopsida; Ericales; Ebenaceae
Product: glucuronoxylan 4-O-methyltransferase 1
Exons: 1
Coding region: 144-1019 (291 amino acids)
Biological process (GO): xylan biosynthetic process
Source: RefSeq, a predicted model, not a curated record
UCAUCUCUGAUCAUCAAAUAGCCAUCCCUGCUUUCAUCCACUUGCCUCCAGAUUCAUAUCCUUUCCUUUGUCUCCAAUUCAAACCAAAUUCUGACCUUUCAUUCACCCACCCUUCAAUCUCUUUCUCUCCAGAAGAAGAAAAGAUGAGGCCGAAGAGCCAGAAUCCCCUGAACUUUAAGCUUCUGCUCAUCGGUGUCUUCCUAGCUUUCCUUCUCCUCUUCGUGUUGAGAUCGCGCUUCUCAUCUUCGGAUGAGAGCCCGUCUCCAAUCUCUCAGACUAGUAUUUUCCCAAAAGCCUCACAUUCAUUGAAAGAUGCAAAGCCAUCCAACUGCUCAUCAACCUGCACCAAAAUCCCACCUUCCCUGGCUCAAGCUCUCGUCCACUACUCAGCCUCAAGCAUCACCCCACAACAAACCCUCAAGGAAAUCUCAGUGACAGCCAAGGUUUUGCAGAGGAAGUCCCCCUGCAACUUCCUAGUCUUCGGCCUAGGCCACGACAGCCUAAUGUGGAGCAUGCUAAACUAUGGAGGGCGGACCAUUUUCCUCGAGGAAGAUGCGAGCUGGAUCGAGCAAAUCAAGCUGAGAUUCCCCAUGUUGGAAUCGUUUCAUGUGACUUAUGACAGCAAAGUGAACCAAGCCGAUGAUCUGCUGCAAGUUGGCAAGGGUCCUGAAUGCACUGCAGUUGGUGACACUAGGUACUCAAUGUGCCAGCUUGCCCUGAAAGGGCUGCCGAGUGAAGUUUAUGAAACAAAGUGGGAUCUGAUCAUGGUGGAUGCUCCAACAGGGUACCACGAGGAGGCUCCCGGGAGGAUGAGUGCCAUAUACACUGCCGGCAUGAUGGCUAGGAACCGCGAUGAUGGAGAGACCGAUGUGUUUGUGCACGACGUGAACAGGGAUGUUGAGGAUAAGUUCUCUAGGGAAUUCUUGUGUGAUGGGUACCUGAGGAAACAACAAGGGAGGCUAAGGCAUUUCAGGGUCCCAAGUCACAGGGGUAGCCUGCCCAAGCCCUACUGCCCUUGAUAAAAACCAUACUCUCUUCCUUUCUUUCUUCCUUUCUAUUGCUUCUUCUUCAGCUUUUAUCUUCUCCUCUGUGAAGGGAUUGAUCAUUGAUCAUUGAGCCAUUUCCAUUUUUUCAAGUUUUUUCAAGUUCUGAUGAUGCCCGUAGAAUGAAACAUGAAAACGAGAUGCCUGCAACUGCCUUGAUGAAGCUUCCUUGAACUUCAAUAAAGUGGCAUAAUGCCCACAAGCUAUAGCAUCAUAUAGUUUAGCUUAGCUUAGCUCAAGUUUGUGUUAUAUAUAUAUAUAUAUAUAUGCUAUUAGACAGCCAACCAUUUGAUCAGCCAUUUGAAUGCCUCUCUGUUCUGGAAAUUAAUCAAAUUCACACUUUGAAGAGAAUUCCAUGAUUUGGACA